Molecule: messenger RNA, 801 nt
Organism: Ostreobium quekettii
Lineage: Eukaryota; Viridiplantae; Chlorophyta; Ulvophyceae; Bryopsidales; Ostreobiaceae
Source: the annotation of a GenBank genome assembly
AUGGCCGCUGGUUUUAAAUCUGUGCCCCUUGCUGCGUCGCAGAAGCCAGGUGCGUCUGUGCUGGUGGCUGGCGCCACUGGGGGCGUGGGACAGCGCCUGACGACGAGGUUGCUUGAGGCUGGUUACCAGGUGCGCAUAGUCACCAGAAAUCCUGAGAAGGCAGCUGACCUGUUUGGUCGUGACAACCCAAACCUCGAGAUCCUUAGCCAUGACUUGGGAAAUUUUGAGGAAGUGCAAGCCUGCAUGGAGGGUAUGGAUGGUGUUUUCUGCCUGGUUGGCACAACGGCAUUCCCCACUGACAGGUGGUCACGAGGGCAGACUGCCGAGCAAAGCUGCGAUGUUGUGCCACAGAACCUGAUAAAGGCAACACCAAAAACCAUCCAGCGGUUUGUAAUGGUGACAUCUGCCGGGGUGGAACGGGUCAAGCAGAUACCAUACAACAUCCUCAACACCUUCAAGGUGCUGACCUACAAGAGGAAGGCAGAGGAGACUCUGAUGGACUCUGGUUUGCCGUUUACCAUCUUUCGACCUGACCGACUGACGGAUGGGCCAUGGACAUCAACGGACCUCAACACGCUGUUGAAGGCAGAUACUAAGGGCACCAAGAAGGGUGUGAAGCUGUCACUGCAGGAUGACCUUGGGCAGGGGCAGGCCUCCAGAAUCACAGUAGCAGAGGCGUGUAUGCAGUGCCUUGCAAUUAAGGACACUGAAAACCGUGCCUACGCAAUAACAAGCACUGAAGACGAAGGGCCCGAAACCGACAGAAAGAAGUGGGAACAGAUGUUUGCUUCCUUGGCCUAG